UGGCGCAGCGCCGGCGGGGGUGGGCGGGCGCGCCGGGUGACAGGUGUCAGCGGCGUCGGCAUUCGGCGGCGAUGGAGCGGCCCCGGGGAGCUGCGGACGGCUUCUCGCGCUGGCCCCUCGGCCUCCUCCUCCUCUUCCUCCUGCAGCUGCAGCCGCCGGCGACGCUCGGCCUGGACCGGCUGGACGCACCCCCGCCACCCGCUUCGCUACCGCUUCGCUGGUCUGGCCCCGUCGGGGUGAGCUGGGGGUUGCGCGCAGCCGCGGCCGGGGGCCCGAUCCCCCGCGGCGGCCGUUGGCGCCGCAGCGCGCCCAGCGAGGAUGAGGACUGCGGCCAGGUCCGGGACUUCGUUGCUAAGCUGGCCAACAACACCCACCAGCAUGUGUUUGAUGAUCUCAGUGGCUCGGUAUCCUUGUCCUGGGUUGGAGAUAGCACUGGGGUCAUUCUAGUAUUGACGACCUUCCAUGUGCCAUUGGUAAUUAUGACUUUUGGACAGUCCAAGUUAUAUCGAAGUGAGGAUUAUGGAAAGAACUUCAAAGAUAUUACAAAUCUCAUCAAUAACACCUUCAUUCGGACUGAAUUUGGCAUGGCUAUUGGUCCUGAGAAUUCUGGAAAGGUGAUAUUGACUGCAGAGGUGUCUGGAGGAAGCCGUGGAGGAAGGAUCUUCAGAUCAUCAGAUUUCGCAAAGAACUUUGUACAGACAGAUCUCCCUUUUCAUCCUCUGACUCAGAUGAUGUACAGUCCUCAGAAUUCUGAUUACCUUUUAGCCCUCAGCACUGAAAAUGGACUGUGGGUGUCCAAGAAUUUCGGAGGAAAAUGGGAAGAAAUCCACAAAGCAGUGUGUUUGGCCAAAUGGGGAUCAGGAACCACCAUAUUCUUUACCACCUAUGUGAAUGGAUCCUGCAAAGCUGACCUUGGAGCACUGGAAUUAUGGAGAACUUCAGACUUGGGGAAAAGCUUCAAAACUAUUGGUGUGAAAAUUUACUCAUUUGGUCUUGGGGGACGUUUCCUUUUUGCUUCUGUGAUGGCCGAUAAGGAUACAACAAGAAGGAUCCACGUGUCAACAGAUCAAGGGGACACAUGGAGCAUGGCCCAGCUCCCCUCUGUGGGGCAGGAACAAUUCUAUUCUAUUCUGGCAGCUAAUGAUGACAUGGUAUUCAUGCAUGUAGAUGAACCCGGGGACACUGGAUUUGGCACUAUCUUUACCUCUGAUGAUCGAGGCAUUGUCUACUCCAAGUCUUUGGACAGACAUCUCUAUACAACCACAGGGGGAGAGACUGACUUUACCAAUGUGACUUCCCUCCGUGGGGUCUACAUAACAAGCAUGCUUUCAGAAGAUAACUCUAUCCAGACCAUGAUCACUUUUGAUCAGGGAGGAAGGUGGAAGCACCUGAGGAAGCCUGAGAAUAGCGAAUGUGAUGCUACAGCAAAGAACAAGAAUGAGUGUAGCCUUCAUAUUCAUGCUUCUUACAGCAUCUCCCAAAAACUGAAUGUUCCAAUGGCUCCACUCUCAGAACCUAAUGCUGUGGGCAUAGUCAUCGCUCACGGUAGUGUUGGGGAUGCCAUCUCAGUGAUGGUCCCAGAUGUUUACAUCUCAGAUGAUGGGGGUUACUCCUGGACAAAGAUGCUGGAAGGACCCCACCACUAUACCAUCCUGGAUUCUGGAGGCAUCAUUGUGGCCAUCGAGCACAGCAGCCAUCCUAUCAAUGUGAUUAAGUUCUCCACAGAUGAAGGUCAAUGCUGGCAAACCUACACAUUCACCAGGGAACCCAUCUAUUUCACUGGUCUAGCAUCAGAACCUGGAGCCAGGUCCAUGAAUAUCAGCAUUUGGGGCUUCACAGAAUCUUUCCUCACCCGCCAAUGGGUCUCCUACACCAUUGACUUUAAAGAUAUUCUUGAAAGGAAUUGUGAAGAAGAAGACUACACUGUAUGGCUGGCACACUCUACAGACCCUGGGGAUCAUGAAGAUGGCUGCAUCUUGGGCUAUAAAGAGCAGUACCUGAGGCUACGCAAGUCAUCCAUCUGUCAGAAUGGUCGAGACUACGUUGUAACCAGGCAGCCAUCCAUCUGCCACUGUACCCUGGAGGAUUUCCUUUGUGAUUUUGGCUACUUCCGUCCAGAAAAUGAUUCAGAGUGUGUGGAACAGCCAGAACUAAAGGGGCAUGACCUAGAGUUUUGUCUGUAUGGAAGGGAAGAACAUCUGACAACAAAUGGAUACCGGAAAAUUCCAGGAGACAGAUGCCAAGGUGGGAUGAAUCCAGCUCGAGAAGUAAAGGACUUGAAAAAGAAAUGUACAAGCAACUUUUUGAAUCCCCAAAAGCAGGACUCCCGCUCACAGGGACACAGCUUGUCCCAGAAUCCAGCUCCGCCUCCUCUUGGAUACACUGAAAACACACACUUCCUAUCUCCCACCCAGACCCAGAAUUCCAAGUCCAAUUCUGUUCCCAUUAUUCUGGCCAUCGUGGGAUUAAUGCUGGUCACGGUUGUCGCAGGAGUGCUCAUUGUGAAGAAAUAUGUCUGUGGUGGAAGGUUCCUGGUGCACCGAUAUUCUGUGCUGCAGCAGCACGCAGAGGCCGAUGGGGUGGAUGCUUUGGACACAGCCUCCCACGCUAAUAAAAGUGGCUACCAUGAUGACUCAGAUGAGGACCUCCUGGAAUAGCUCUUCAAAGGAGCUGGGACCCAGCAUGGAUGUCGGAACCACAGUACCUCCUACACUCCCUGUGGCUCCGACUUGGGGAAAUAAACAAUUUCCCAUUUGCGAGGGACCCAGCUCUGGUUCUGCUGCUUCCAUCAAAGCCAAAAGGACCUACACUAAAGAAAUGCAGGGUGGGGUGGGGAACCCUGAACACUUUCAACAAUUGGCUUUGAGAAGGGGGGGGUGGGGAUUUUAAAUUCUUUAACCUUU
Messenger RNA from Dipodomys ordii (Ord's kangaroo rat), 2903 nucleotides. It is a transcript of the gene Sort1, whose product is annotated as sortilin 1. The coding region runs from base 72 to 2657 and encodes 861 amino acids. Gene Ontology annotation, cellular component: Golgi apparatus; membrane. Gene Ontology annotation, biological process: Golgi to endosome transport; vesicle organization; endocytosis. Gene Ontology annotation, molecular function: protein binding. Lineage: Eukaryota; Metazoa; Chordata; Mammalia; Rodentia; Heteromyidae. The record is from RefSeq and is a predicted model, not a curated record. The transcript is spliced from 21 exons.